This is a messenger RNA of Amaranthus tricolor (Joseph's coat), 2026 nucleotides long. Its product is annotated as endoglucanase-like. The record is from RefSeq and is a predicted model, not a curated record. The coding region runs from base 40 to 1617 and encodes 525 amino acids. Gene Ontology annotation, biological process: carbohydrate metabolic process. The transcript has 8 exons. Lineage: Eukaryota; Viridiplantae; Streptophyta; Magnoliopsida; Caryophyllales; Amaranthaceae. Gene Ontology annotation, molecular function: hydrolase activity, hydrolyzing O-glycosyl compounds.
GAUUUUAAUUAAUUGUAUUUUGGAAGAGUAAAAUUAAUUAUGGCGUGGUUAAUGAUGAGACGACUGAUGAUUAUGGUUGUUUUUGCGUUGUUUUGUGUUGGAGGAUUAGUUGUCGGUGAAAAUUGUAGUUUAUGUAAUGAAACUAAUGGUUAUGAUUACAAAGAUGCAUUAAGCAAAGCCAUAUUGUUUUUUGAAGGGCAACGAUCUGGUAAGUUGCCUUCAAGCCAGAGAGUCAAGUGGAGAGGUGAUUCUGCUCUUAGUGAUGGAAAGCCUGAAAAUGUGAACUUGGUGGGAGGUUAUUAUGAUGCGGGGGAUAACGUAAAAUUUGGGUGGCCAAUGGCAUUUACAACAACCCUGUUGAGUUGGGCAGCAAUUGAGCAUAAAUCUGAAAUCUCUUCAGCCAAACAGCUUGGUUUCUUACAAAAAGCCAUUCGUUGGGGUUCUGAUUUCAUUUUAAAAUCACAUACCUCUUCUACCACCCUCUAUACCCAGGUAGGAGAUGGAAACCAAGAUCAUCAAUGUUGGGAACGCCCCGAAGACAUGGACACUUCAAGAGCACUCUAUAAAAUAACUCCAUCUUCUCCUGGAACGGAAGCCGCCGCGGAUGCUUCAGCUGCCUUAGCGGCUGCAUCAAUGGUGUUUAAAGGAGUUGAUUCCACCUAUUCUUCUAAGCUCCUUAAUCAUGCACAAUCUCUCUUUGACUUUGCUGACAAGUAUAGAGGAUCUUACUCAGCAUCUUGCCCCUUUUACUGCUCUUUUUCUGGUUAUCAGGAUGAGCUUCUAUGGGCUGCCGCUUGGCUAUAUAAAGCUACUGGGAAUGAUAAAUAUAUGAACUACGUUACUAGCAAUAAAGGAUGGAGUCAAUCUGUAUCGGAAUUUAGUUGGGACAACAAGUUUGCUGGGGUUCAGAUUUUAUUGGCUGAGGAAUACUUAGCCGGUAUGCAGAUGCUUAGUGAUUAUAAAAGCAAAGCAGAUUCUUUUGUAUGCUCCAUAAUGCCUGGAAGUGGUACUACUCAGAUUCAAACAACUCCGGGUGGGCUUCUAUUUAUCAGGGAUGCAGCAAAUUUGCAAUAUGUAACCAGUGCACUUAUGAUUAUUUCAAUCUAUGGUAAAGCUCUAGAUAAGGCUCGUAUUUCUGGUGUCCAAUGUGGCUCCGCAAAUAUAGCCCCUUCCAAAAUCAAAGCCUUCACAAAAUCACAGGUGGAUUAUAUUCUAGGAGAUAACCCUAUGAAAAUGUCCUACAUGGUGGGUUUUGGCAGCAAGUUCCCACAACAAGUGCACCAUAGAGGGGCUUCUAUCCCAUCCAUCGCAGCCCACCCUACUAAGGUAGGGUGCAACCAAGGCUACUCAAGUUGGUUCAAUAGCAAUAACCCAAAUCCAAAUGUCCAUGUGGGGGCCAUCGUGGGAGGUCCCGACUCGAAUGAUCAGUUCAAGGAUGUGAGAUCUGAUCAUACACAUUCAGAACCCACUACUUAUAUGAAUGCUGCUUUUGUGGGUUCACUGGCUCCUUUGUUGGGUGGUAACAAUAAUAAUAAUAAUAAUGCUGAAGAAUGUUUGGACUUUAACAAGUUGUUUCAUAAGGGUAAUGAGACCGUUGAAUUGGACUACAUUAUGUAAUUAUAAUCUUGAAUAUUUGCAGUCUAUAUUAUAUUGUAUUAUUACUAUGAAAUUUAUGAACUUGACUAGACCUUACUAUACAUCAACGAAGUCAUGCCUAUGAUAUUUAGUGAUUGUGACAAACAAAAUAUGUUAAUUGUAAGUCUUUAUGAAUAUGAAGUCUACUUUAAUAAUGUAAUUUUCUUUUAUUUUUUAGGGUGUGAGUGUGGUUGCAUCUCUAGGGUAUUGAAAAUUAGGUCCUUUGUAGAAGGAGCCCCUAACUAGCUAGAGAUCAUAUUGUAUCUAUAACAAAAUUGAUGUUUUUCCGUUUGAUUCAAUGUAAUUUUCUUUGUUUGAUGAAAUGAAUUAAGUUAUGAAUUAUUUGUCAUUAUAAUAACCAUAAUGAUGUGGUUGUUAAAAUAUUCAUAUA